UUCAUCAUCAAAUCCUCAAACAACUUCAAGAACAAAAGAGUGCUUUUCGAGGCCCAAAACAAAAACAAAAAACCAUAAAAUGGCAUUCUCGAAAGGACUCAUUUUCGCGAUGAUGUUUGUGGUUUUGGCGAUAGUUAAGCCAUCAGAAGGUGCUCUUGAUGCACAUUACUAUGAUCGAUCGUGCCCCGCUGCUGAAAAAAUCAUACUUGAAACUGUUAGGAAUGCUACUUUGUAUGAUCCCAAAGUGCCUGCUCGUCUCCUCAGAAUGUUCUUCCACGAUUGCUUCAUCAGGGGAUGUGAUGCGUCCAUUCUACUUGAUUCGACACGGUCAAACCAAGCUGAGAAGGAUGGUCCUCCUAACAUCUCGGUACGGUCAUUUUACGUGAUCGAAGAUGCUAAGAGAAAGCUAGAAAAGGCUUGUCCUCGUACCGUGUCUUGUGCCGAUGUAAUCGCCAUUGCAGCCAGAGAUGUGGUCACCCUGUCCGGUGGUCCUUAUUGGAGCGUACUGAAAGGGCGAAAAGACGGGACAAUUUCGCGAGCCAACGAGACUAGAAAUCUCCCAGCACCAACAUUUAAUGUUUCUCAACUGAUCCAAAGCUUUGCAGCAAGAGGAUUGUCGGUGAAAGACAUGGUUACGCUCUCAGGUGGCCACACCAUAGGGUUCUCUCACUGUUCUUCUUUCGAGUCCCGUCUUCAAAACUUUAGCAAAUUGCACGACAUUGAUCCUUCGAUGAACUAUGCGUUCGCACAAACCCUGAAAAAGAAAUGCCCGAGAUCAUCUAACCGAGGCAAGAACGCAGGGACAGUCUUGGACUCCACGUCCUCGGUUUUCGACAAUGUUUACUACAAGCAGAUUUUGUCCGGGAAAGGAGUGUUUGGGUCUGAUCAGGCCCUUCUAGGCGAUUCUCGGACUAAGUGGAUCGUUGAGACGUUUGCUCGAGACCAAAAAGCUUUCUUCAGAGAGUUUGCAGCUUCCAUGGUAAAACUUGGAAACUUUGGAGUCAAGGAGACCGGACAAGUGAGAGUUAACACUCGCUUCGUCAACUAAAAGCAUAACCCUAACAAGCAACCAAUUGAGAGUUUUCUUUUCUUCAAAUUUGAUUUCAUUUAUACUUGAUAUUAUAAUAAUGUAGACCGGCCAACUUAUGGAUCGGUUAUUAAACCUUCUAAUUCUCU
Messenger RNA from Arabidopsis arenosa, 1176 nucleotides. The record is from the annotation of a GenBank genome assembly. NCBI's taxonomy places the organism in Eukaryota, Viridiplantae, Streptophyta, Magnoliopsida, Brassicales, Brassicaceae.